AUGUCUGUGGACACCGCUGCCGCCGCCCCCGUCACCGACCGCCGGCCUUCUACGACGAUGGCCAGUCCCCCGCAUCAGCAGCAGCAGCAGCACCACCGCCUGCCUCACGCGGUGACGGCUACUGGGAAAGAGAGGCGGCAACAUCGAGAAGAGGCGGUCGACGGCCCCCAACAGCAACACUCGGACACCGUCACCGGCCCGGUAGCCUAUGACUCGGGACCGGGAGGAGGUGACGUCGGCACUUCCUCGGCGACGAACCUCCGAGAAGACCAACACAUGCACCAUCAGCGCUCCACCAGCCCGGCGGAUUCUCGGCACCACAACGACGGCGGCGAGCCCUGGUCGUGCUCCCCCGAAGAGGAUGAUGACGGCCCGGCAGGGAGGCCGGCGAGUUGGCCCGGCUCCACUUCCCAGCCGGACAGCCCCGGCGGCCGGUCGACCCGGUCUCUCAAGAGCUCCGGCGAUAUCGAGGGCCACAUCACCUCCAGUGACUUGUUGAACCCCUCUGACGCGCUGAAUCUCCUGGCGCAGGUUGCUGACCUUGAUGGGGAGGAACGGCGUGACGAUAUGCGGCAUCUGUCUGUGAGUGAUGCGCCGGGACGGGAUAAGUGCAGUCCCAGGAAAGGAUCACGCAAGCCAUCUACGCCUGCGGCGACCCAUUAUCCGCCCAUAUCAGAUGGUGUCCUAAGUCUACCUGUUGCUUCGCGUCUACUCACGUUAUACAUUGAUCACUUCCACCCCUUCUUCCCCGUAGCAGACAAAUGCAUCCUCACCCAUACCCCCGCCACAGUCUCCUCUCUCAUCGACUCGGAACCCCACCUGGUCACCGCAAUCUUCACAGUCGCCUCCAAAGACGAGCCCUCCAUGACCCGCGUCCACGAGGCCUGCUCGCGGUACAUGGAGACCCUCAUCUCCAAGCUCAUCUACAAGGGGUCCACCACCGUCGGCGCCGUCGAGGCCCUCCUGAUCCUCGCUCAGUGGGCGCCACAGAGGCUGCAGGAGAAGCCUACCGUCGGGCGCGGCGAAGAGGACGAGGGCGCUUGGAUGCAGAUUGGCGUCGCGAUACGGCUGGGGUACCUGCAGAGUCUGGAGCAGACGGGGCUGCUGUCGGAUAAGACAAGCCCGUCGUCGGAGACGUUUCGGAGGAAGAGGUUGGUUUGGGCUGUACCACGCUCUGCGGACUUCCCGUCCCUGAGGAUACAAGAAGCCGGGGCCGACAAUCUCGGACAGCUGUUCCAGGCUCAGCUUGAGCUGAUACAGCUUUUCAGCAACGCUCAUGAUAUACUAUACUCGUCAUCGAGUCAUAGAGCUCAGCUGUACCUAGGCGGAGAGUACGUGAGGUAUAUAGAUGACUCGUUCGCCGUACUAAGGAAAUGGAAGAUCGUCUGGGGCAGCCUCAACUUCACACCCCUAAUAAAAGCAGGCCUCAACCUCUCCUACGAAUUCCUCCGCCUCUACAUCAACGCCUUCGCCUUCCAAGCAACAAUCAACCGCGCAAUCACCAAAGCCCGGCAACAGCAGCAGCAACAGAUGCAGCAAAACCAACACCACUAUCAACAGAGCCAACAGCAGACCAAGUCCUCAAAGGACCAGACUCAGCAGCCCAAUGGACAUGAAUCAACGACAGGCUCUCAUGCCGCACCAGCGAGACAUCCCCCACCACCACCACCACCACCACCGCCGCCGCCGCCACCGACGACGACAACAAUAGGCAGCCCCCUCUUUGCAGACCUCGCUAGCACCCCCGAUGCCCGCUUCAUAUACGAAUCAAUGGACGCCGCCAACUCUCUUCUCAACAUCCUCAACUCUUCUGUAGAUCCGGCUACCGGGUUGAGGUACAUGCCGCUAAAAUACUACCUCUACGUAAUCUACGCGGCCGUGUUUCUCUUCAAGGCCCGUCUCGCCGGUGCCCUAGGAAGCGAAGCCUCAGAAAGCGUCCGCCGCUCAAUAAACGUCACAAUCGAAGGCCUCCAACGCUCGUCCCUGAGCCCGCACAGCCUAGGCCAGCGCUAUGCACGCCUCCUAUCCCUACUAUGGCGCAGUAAACCAGAGGAACAGCGACAACGGAGCCAGGGGCCUACCCUACAGUCCAACAUCACCAUAUCCGGUCCGGACGGUCACGCCGUCGAUGCCGCCAACGCCGGCGUACCCUGUCCGGCGUUCGGUCUCCAUAACGGGACAGGCGGCCCCGGGUCAGUGUCGGUGCAUGUACCGACUGUACCGAGCUCGGCCAACGCCAGUAACAGCAAUGGAUAUGGAGGCCUUGGUGGUGGACAUGCCGAGCAUCAUCAAGGGUUUGGUGGGAUGUCGCACGGCCACGCGCAUUCCAAUAUGACUGCCUUCCCUCAUCAGCCCGAUCUUCUAGUCAGAGGCUUCUCGUGGCGAGAUCUGGAUGACUUGGGGCAGUUCAUCGGGCCGGCAGACAUGAACUUUUCUGAUCCUGCCAACUUGGCAGUGAUGGGCGGGUCGAUCAACCUGGAUGAAGGGGCAGGGUAUGAUGUUCUCUGGCCCGGGAAUGACGUGGUCUUCUGA
Colletotrichum fioriniae is the source of this 2532-nucleotide messenger RNA. Lineage: Eukaryota; Fungi; Ascomycota; Sordariomycetes; Glomerellales; Glomerellaceae. The record is from RefSeq and is a predicted model, not a curated record.